AUGGCCCUGCGUGCUGAAACCCGCUGAGCGGAAAAAAGAGCGAGCAGGGCGAGUGGGCAUUGCUGGUGCCGCUACCGCCCAUAAAAGGGAGCGAGCGAGCGAGCGAGCGAGCGAGUCUUGGAAGGAACGGGCGGCCCAGCCUGGGAGGCUCUCGGCACGGCGUGGGGGAAAGCUUCGAGCCAAGCCCGCACGGCGACGGGCACCAGGCGUCAUGUCCAUGGAGGACCCCUUCUUUGUGGUGAAAGGGGAAGUUCAGAAGGCAGUGAAUACUGCUCAGGGGCUGUUCCAGAGAUGGACAGAACUCUUACAAGAUCCGUCAACAGCCACAAGAGAAGAAAUUGACUGGACCACUAAUGAGCUAAGGAACAACUUAAGGAGUAUUGAGUGGGAUCUUGAAGAUUUAGAUGAAACAAUUAGCAUUGUUGAAGCAAAUCCUCGUAAAUUCAACCUUGAUGCAACAGAACUGGGUGUGAGAAAAGCCUUCAUCACAAGCACCCGGCAGGUGGUCAGGGAUAUGAAGGAUCAAAUGUCAAAUACUUCUGUUCAAGCACUGGCUGAAAAGAAAAACAGGCAGGUGCUUCUGGGAGAAAGUAGAACUCACAGCUGGAGUUCUGGGGCUGAUAAAUACAGCCGCUUGGAUCGAGAACUGCAGUCUGCAAAUUCACACUUCAUUGAAGAGCAACAAGCGCAGCAGCAGUUAAUCAUCGAUCAGCAGGAUGAACAGUUGGAGCUGGUCUCUGGCAGUAUUGGAGUACUAAAGAAUAUGUCCCAGCGCAUUGGAGGGGAAUUGGAUGAACAAGCUGUCAUGUUGGAUGACUUCUCUCAUGAGCUGGACAGCACUCAGUCACGACUAGAUAAUGUUAUGAAGAAACUUGCAAAAGUGUCCCAUAUGACUAGUGAUCGAAGACAGUGGUGUGCAAUUAUCAUCCUCCUUGUUAUCCUUCUGGUGGUGCUUAUUCUAUUUUUUGUGCUGUGAUAGUUUGGGGCUCAAAUUCUUUUCUGAGUUCCUUUUGUGCAGACAUCUCAGACACUCUUGCUGUCCACCAGAGAGAAUUCUCAUCAUGGAAAACACCUUAUGAGAGUUUAAUACUGUGCUCUGCUGUGGAUGGAUAUCAGUGACAUAACACUCUGUCCUCAUGGUGGUUCUUCUCAUGAUCAUAAUCAUCUUGCUCAAGGAAGAAAUGGACCAUUCGCAUACACCCAAACUCUGCUAACACUGGAAUGUCUCCCUGGGUUGAGACAUGGGCUCUUUUUUUUCCCAAUGCUCUACUAUGGGACAGGUGGUUGAGAAUGGAAGAAACUGGUGUGUGAUCUCAUUUCCAUCCUGUUGCAGGUAUGAGCCACCAGAUGCCUUUCGUCUGCUUAUCAUAACAGGACUCUUGGAAAUGUUAAACCAGCAUACACAUACGUGUGCACUCACACACAAGCAGAUCUUGCAGAAACUAUCCCAUUGCCUACAAGAUUCCUUUCACAGGCCUUUUACACAGCCCUGCCUGCCAAAUAAUCAUGGAUCUUUAAAGGAGGCAAAGGGCCAGUAAGAGCAGCCACUGAACUCACACUGUGAAUAUUUGUUUUCUCCAGAACGGGAUUGUGCACUUGAAAAUGUCAAGGGUACAUAAUUCUGUGCCCAUUGUUGUAAUGCUAAAUAAUGUUAAAUAGAACAGUAGAAAGCUACACAGGCAGAAUGGGAGGAAAGCUACAGGCCUGUAUGUGUUGCUGAAACAAAACUAAAGUCAGCCUCAGUACUCCUGGAAGCAGGGCAAAUGGCAAAUAGAGCCACAGCAAGUCUGGGCAUUGGACUGGAAUUCAGUUCUGCUUCAGUGAGGCAGACUGGCCCUAGCAGGCUAAUACAAGCCAUAAGCAAAAUCUGUGCAUGUCUGUGUUGUCAUACAUCAGACAGCUGUAGUGACUCUUCUUUUCAGAGCUGUAAUCUCAGUUCUGUUGCAGUAUGGAAGCAAAAGUCAGUAGGCAUACUGUAGUUACUAAAAACUUGCACUUUUUGGGGAGAGGGAGUGUGAAAUAUUUGUGGCUUUGAUUAUCAGCUCUCUGAAAAGAGAAGCUUCCAUCUGGGUUCUGCUAAUUUAAGAGCCAGUUUGAUGUAGUGGUUGAGGCAUCAAGUUAGAAACUGGGAGACCAUGAGUUCUAGUCCUGCCUUAGGCAUAAAGCCAGCUGGGUGACCUUGGGCCAGUCACACACUCUCAGCCCUAGGAAGGAAGCAAUGGCAAAACGCUUCCAAAGAACCUUGCCAAGAAAACUGCAGGGACUUUCCCAGGCAGUCUUCGAGAAUUGGACACAAUUGGACAAAUGAGGGGGAAAAAAAUAAGAGACUUUCGUUUCAGUAGCUGUCAAAAUUUAAUCUUUAAAUGCAGGCGUGGGGGAAAUGGCUUCUGAUCAAUCAGUGCCUCUUCUUUCUGUCUUGUGUUUACGUCUUGGGGAGAAUAUAUCCUCUCCUGGAUGCACAAGCACACAAGGAAACAAAGUUGCACAGCUCCUUUAAUGUUUUCAAAACUUAAAAGUGCAUAGCAAACUGCGCUCCAAAAGAAUAUGGAAGCAUUCCAGUCCUUUGAUGAUAGAAUAAUUUUGCCAUUAUUUUGCCAUUUUGAUAGUGGGGUGGAAUUACUGCAGACUAAUAAAGAGAUAGGAUCAUGGUUGCUCCUAGAUCCUAUCUCUGGACACUUCCCCACUAAGGCCUGAUAACAGGUAGAGGAAGCUCCAUUUCCCUUGAUUCUGUCAUAAGGUGGUUUACUUGAACUCUACAAGAUCAUCACUUCCUUUCAAAAAUGAAUCUGGUAUGAACUUUUGGAAUGUUCUGUCUAGACUUCAUGGUGGCAAAAAGGGAAUAUUUUGGAAGGUAAUGUGUGUACUUCACUAAUUUCAAAGUGUGGUAAGCCCACCCUGCUGCUUUUUGUGGUUCCUUUUUGCAUAUUCUGCUAGGAGUGGAAAUCCUGGAUUCCUGCCAAAUCCUUUUAGGCAUUAAUAUGUCUCAUUUGGACUUCUUUUCCUUUAAGAAACCCACAUGCUAGAAGUUGUCAAGGCCCAGCACAAUGAUUGCUGUCAAAAGCUCGGUUUAAUUUGCACCCUGUGAAAUCUACGGUUCCCCACCACCAAUGAGAUUCAUAUAUUGUAUCCCCACUAUUUUGUAAGAUCUUAAUUAUCUGAAGAUUUUUAUCUGAGCACAUAGAACCUAUGGGUUCUUGUUUUUCUGUUCUGAUGUUUGUGUCAGGCUAAUUAGGAAGCCGCAUUUAGUUUGUAUGAAGUUUUAUUGAUUACAUGUCUAACAUUAUUUCAGUACUGCAAUUGCUAAAUUGACUUUGGGUGGAAAUACAUGGAUUGAAAACAUGUUUCUUCCAGCUUUUGAGUGGGAGAGGUCUCUGAUCUCCCUAUGUAUUCCCAAUAUGAAAGUGCUGAUUUCUUCAUGUCAUGGUGAGUGUUUGUCUGAACAGCUAGGAGCAUUGUAGGUCCAGUUUUCCAUCUCUUAUUGACCUGCUGGUUCAGAAGCAUGUGAAAGAGCCCAACAACUGUGGUUUCCUUCUAGAUACAGAUCUCUCUCCCCUACCCCUCAGGCCAUUCUUUGGUCCUAGACUAAAGAUUCCAGAUUCUUGUCAGGUUUAAUUAAUUUCCAUAUUCUGAUGAGGUAGUUAGAAGUUGAUUGAGACAAAGCUCAGUAGAGUCAUAGCUGCUACCUCACUUUCUUUGCUCCCAGAAAAGUAAUCAAUAAGAACAACAGAGUACUCCUCCUGAGCAGAGAAUUUAGACAGAUAUUCAGUGUUUCCUCUGAAUAGGUAAAAAGAAUAGGAUAUCUUGAAAGCCAAUUGAGACACUUCAAUGCAAAUUUCUCUAUAAAUAGAGAAGUGAAAUCAAGAGAGUGUGAUUCCAUGAUACUGUUCAAUGCUACAUGUGUUCCAGAAGCUUGUGCAGCAUUAGAGUGUACUAUAGCUGUAUACUCCGGACAAUCAUGUGAUGGCAACAAAUAGAAAACUCACUCUUCAUUGCCAGCUAGUGGUCAUAUGGAUUCUUGCAGGACCAAAAUAGCACACCUAUUGUCAGGCUUCCCUAGCAGGCACAGAGAGGUUUCUCAUUAAGAAAGCCCUCCCUAGAGAGGGCUCCCUGAAGAUAGGAAGUCUGUGAUUUUAUUUAGUUGCCAUAAUUUCCCCUUCACUCACAUAAUUUUAAUUCCUUACUCCAACUGCCUGUGUCUUGCAGUAAAUCUGUCUGGAAAACAAUGCUUUUAGACAUGAUCUCUUGAACGUUCUCUAGGCAUUGGGUUUAAAAUUUGAGUACUUUCUUAAUCAUUACUUAAAAAUAUGUUACAGACUCACUUUUAGUCAGUAAUAAAAAUUGAACCUAGUUCAAAGCUGUGUUUUAACAUUCUGCAGCAUGUAUCAUCAGAAUAUUUGGAUGCUUUUUAAAAAAAAUUUUUUUUGUAAUGCUCAAGCUCUUAAUAUUUUCAAGGGAGUGCUGACACUCCACCUUUCUGCAAUGCUGUGCUUGUGUCAAUUAUGUGGCUUUUGCCUUGAAAUCAUGCUUGUACUUAAUCUCUCUUCUGCCCCACCCCCUUACACUUCUUUAAAGAGGGAAAGUAUUGAGCUAACAAAAGUCUCUGUAACUCUGAAUGUCCUCCUUUGAAUGGCUACCUUUUCAGUACUGCUAUAACAAAGGGAAUCUUUGUAUAUCUGGACAAUUCUGGCACGGCUGCUACUUCAGAACAAGCCGGGUUUUUGUUUUGAACUAAAUUCCAUGAAACAACUCUUUUGAGAUAAAAGGCUAGAAGUGCUGCUUUGAGAAACAACAAGAAGUAUCUUCAUCCCAUGCCACUUCUACAGGAGGACAAAGCUUCAUUGCUGCAGGUGCUUCCACAACAGAGGAUGCAAACUGAUUAGUCUAAAAGAUGACAGCAUAAAUGGACCCACUCCUAAGAAAAUGAUUGUUUUAAUUUUCUGUGUUUGGAGUGAACAUGGAUUUUAUAGGAAAAAAGACAACAUGUUUUAGAAAGAUACGGUCAUUUCCAGAUUGUGUGCCAGGUCAUUUAAAUAUAACUUGCAAUAAGCACUACUAAACUGGGACAAUGACAUCAUUCCAGGCUUUGAGUGUCAGUGCCUCUUCCGUAUCAACUCCCUAAUGACAGAUUUUGCGGGAUUUGUACUCUGGAUGUGAUACCAUUCGGCCCCUUUCACUGCAGAGAUGUGCCAGAUUCCUUUAUUUGUGAAGGUGGCUGCUUAAGGAUUUGCUAUGGAAAUGUCUUUUUCCAUUUGUUAAAAAUAAGGCAUAUGAGUGGCCUCUAAUUCAGACAUGGUGUCUCUGCUUGGUAGCUUUUAAAUAUGCAAAUCCUGAGAGUUGUGUCAUGUAAUAGAAUUUAGGGACAAGCAGGUACAUCCCAACAGUUCAAUAAAGUAUAUUCAUGCAGGUUU
Molecule: messenger RNA, 5408 nt
Organism: Candoia aspera
Lineage: Eukaryota; Metazoa; Chordata; Lepidosauria; Squamata; Candoiidae
Gene: STX6
Product: syntaxin 6
Exons: 8
Coding region: 212-976 (254 amino acids)
Biological process (GO): intracellular protein transport; Golgi vesicle transport; retrograde transport, endosome to Golgi
Cellular component (GO): SNARE complex; endomembrane system; synaptic vesicle membrane
Molecular function (GO): SNARE binding; SNAP receptor activity
Source: RefSeq, a predicted model, not a curated record